Molecule: messenger RNA, 3582 nt
Organism: Cajanus cajan (pigeon pea)
Lineage: Eukaryota; Viridiplantae; Streptophyta; Magnoliopsida; Fabales; Fabaceae
Gene: FER
Product: Malectin/receptor-like protein kinase family protein
Biological process (GO): protein phosphorylation
Molecular function (GO): transmembrane receptor protein tyrosine kinase activity; ATP binding
Source: RefSeq, a predicted model, not a curated record
CAAUUCUAUGCCACUUUCUCACUCUAUUCAUCUUCUUCCAUUCUCUCUCUGGUGUUUCCAGCUUCAAGCACCUGGCAAAUCCAAUCCCAACCCUAAAAUAUCGGGAUCGUUCCGCUUUGACUCACCGAGUUUCUUUUUCAGCUCCUCUUCUCAUGGCGUGAGGUAAAUCACCCCCUUCUUUCUCUUCCUCCGGUUCCCUCCAAUUUUCACAUAAUCCUUGCCCUCAUUAGUGAUUAUCACACACCUUUCUUUGUUCACCCUGUUCUUCACUGUAACCCUAAUUCGUCAUUUUGCUGAUUUUGAAAAUCCGGGUCCUAGCUGAGCUGAUCAUGACUCCCCACCCCACUUCCUUUUCCUGAUCUGGGUCCCAAAAAAAUCAGAUCUUUGCAUCAAAUCUGUGGUCUUUGUUUGAUUUCCGAUUCUGGGUGUGUGUGAACUGUAAUUACAUACAAGAGGUGUUUGUGCAAUUGUAUGCGAGAAAACAAAGCAGGGUUUUGGGGUUUGGAUUAGGAUUUGAUUUGGUUUUGGAUUGGAAUUUUGUGUCAUGAUGAAGAGGAGCAUGAAUCGGUACUAUGUUUGUGUUCCAUUGGUAGUGUGCUUGGUAUUGGCUAUUGAACUUGCUGUAGCAGAGGAUUUUAAACCUACAGAUAACAUUCUGCUGAGUUGUGGAGGUCCUCCGGUUAGUAAAGAUACUGAUGGUCGUCAAUGGACCACUGAUGUUGGUUCCAAGUUUGGUUCCUCCUCUGCCAAAUCCACCACCACGUCGCAGGCGGCAACACAGGACCCUGCAGUCCCUCAGGUGCCCUAUAUGACGGCGCGUGUGUUCCACGCGCCUUAUACGUAUACUUUUCCGGUGGCUUCCGGCUGGAAGUUCCUCCGGCUGCACUUUUACUCGGCUUCAUAUGCGAGCCUCAAUGCGUCGGAUGCGCUGUUUGCGGUGACGGCGCAGUCUUACACGCUGCUUAGGAACUUCAGUGUUGCUCAGACCACCUUGGCCUUGAAUUAUGCCUACAUUAUGAAGGAAUUUGCCAUCCAUGUGGAAGGGGAGAGCUUGAAUGUGACUUUCACUCCAUCUAACAAUGCCUCGAAUGCUUAUGCGUUUGUUAAUGGGAUUGAGGUUGUGUCCAUGCCUGAGAUUUACACCUCCACCGAUGAAAGUACGAUGAUAGUAGGUACAAACACUGCUUUCAGUAUUGACAACAGCACUGCUCUUGAGUGUGUAUAUAGGUUGAAUGUGGGUGGGAAUGAUAUCUCUCCCUCACAUGAUACUGGUAUGUUUAGGUCAUGGUCUGAUGAUGUGCCCUUCCUCUUUGGGGCUGCAUUUGGAGUUACUGAGCCUGCUGAUCCGGAUGUUAAGUUUGAGUAUCCUCCGGGCACGCCAAGCUAUAUUGCUCCACUUAAUGUUUACACUACAGCCAGAUCAAUGGGUCCAAAUCCCAAGAUCAAUACCAAUUACAACUUGACUUGGAUCUUCAACAUUGAUUCUGGGUUUUCCUAUCUUGUCAGACUCCAUUUUGCUGAGGUAUCAUCAAAUAUAACCAAGAUUAAUCAGAGAGUAUUUGAUAUAUUCCUCAACAAUCAAACUGCUAUGCCACAGGCUGAUGUUAUUGCCUGGGCAAAUGAAUAUAGCCUUUCACAUUCAAAUGGGGUUCCAGUGCAUAAAGAUUAUGUUGUAUUUGUUCCCAAUGGAGAUCCACGGCAGGACCUGUGGCUUCAGCUGCAUCCAGAUCCAACCGACAAGCCUCAGUAUUAUGAUGCAAUCUUGAAUGGUGUGGAGAUAUUCAAAGUUAAUGAUACUGCAGGUAAUCUCGCUGGGACAAAUCCUAUUCCUCCUCCUGUGCAAGACAUAAUUGACCCAUCAAUGGCUAGGGCAUCUAAUCAUGGUAAAUCAAAGAAUCAUACGGGCAUAAUUGUGGGAGCUGUUGCUGGAGGAGUUGUUUUAGUACUUGUGAUUGGGCUAUUUGCUGUUGCUGCAUCCCGUCGCCGUAGGCAUGGAAAGGACUCUGGUACAAGUGAAGGGCCAUCUGGCUGGCUUCCACUUUCUCUUUAUGGUAAUUCACACUCUGCAGCUUCUGCCAAGACCAACACAACAGGAAGUUAUGCAUCCUCACUCCCAUCAAACCUUUGUCGUCAUUUCUCAUUUGCAGAAAUCAAGUCUGCAACGAACAACUUCGAUGAGGCUUUGCUUCUUGGUGUGGGAGGAUUCGGUAAGGUUUACAAAGGAGAAAUUGAUGGCGGAACUACCAAAGUAGCAAUUAAACGUGGGAAUCCCCUAUCUGAGCAGGGGGUGCAUGAGUUCCAAACUGAGAUUGAAAUGCUCUCUAAACUCCGACACCGCCAUCUUGUUUCACUGAUUGGCUACUGUGAAGAAAAUACCGAAAUGAUCCUUGUCUAUGAUUAUAUGGCCUAUGGAACACUCAGGGAGCAUCUCUACAAGACCCAGAAACCUCCACUUCCAUGGAAGCAAAGGCUUGAGAUAUGCAUCGGAGCUGCUCGAGGUUUACACUAUCUACACACUGGUGCUAAACACACUAUCAUCCACCGUGAUGUGAAGACAACAAACAUUUUACUGGAUGAGAAGUGGGUGGCAAAGGUGUCUGAUUUUGGAUUGUCAAAAACUGGUCCAACAUUGGAUAAUACCCAUGUAAGUACUGUAGUAAAGGGUAGUUUUGGGUACUUGGAUCCAGAAUACUUCAGGAGGCAGCAACUAACGGACAAGUCUGAUGUUUACUCAUUUGGUGUGGUUUUGUUUGAGAUAUUGUGCGCUCGCCCAGCUUUGAACCCCGCCCUUGCUAAGGAGCAAGUGAGUCUGGCUGAGUGGGCAUCUCAUUGCUACAAGAAAGGCAUUCUUGACCAAAUCAUUGAUCCUUAUCUAAAGGGCAAGAUAGCUCCAGAAUGCUUCAAGAAGUUCGCUGAGACUGCCAUGAAGUGUGUGGCUGACCAGGGCAUUGAGAGGCCAUCAAUGGGUGAUGUCUUGUGGAACCUUGAAUUCGCUUUGCAGCUGCAAGAAAGCGCAGAGGAGAGUGGAAAUGGCUUUGGUGACAUCAAUGGUGAAGUGGAGCCAUUGUUUGCAGAUUCUAAAGGAAAGAAGGACUCUGAUGGGUUGCCGGGUUAUGAUGGUAAUGUGACUGACUCCAGAAGCAGUGGCAUUUCAAUGAGCAUUGGAGGUAGAAGCUUGGCUAGUGAGGACUCUGAUGGGCUAACCCCUAGUGCUGUGUUCUCCCAGAUCAUGAAUCCAAAGGGGCGUUAAGGUCAUGUAGUAACAAAACUUUCACUACAUACACAGUCAACCAAUCAAGUUCUUUAGUGCAAUCUGCUUUCACCAAAUUUAAAAUGUUACUUGUUAUUGAUUUUCUUAAUAUUGCUAUUCCUUUGUAUGUUGUUUCUAAUUUAUUAUGGUUAUGUAAGUUGUAAUUUGUGGCCAUGUUAUAUAAAGAUUGAAGAGCAAACAUAUUGUAACGAGGUUGUUGUGACUUGUGAUCUGAAUUUUUGAAAACCCUCCCUUUCCUCCCAAGAUUGAUGAGACGUGGAAGACAAAGACUAAGUGUUACUUUCUCGGUUUCUCCCUUUUUUUAAGGAGCA